This is a messenger RNA of Orbicella faveolata, 4616 nucleotides long. RefSeq lists its product as uncharacterized. NCBI's taxonomy places the organism in Eukaryota, Metazoa, Cnidaria, Anthozoa, Scleractinia, Merulinidae. Gene Ontology annotation, molecular function: protein binding. The record is from RefSeq and is a predicted model, not a curated record.
GUUCAGUUUAGUAAAUUCCUAAGGAUAUGAUGAUUCUGGCAUUAACUAAAUGCUUCCUUUGUUUCCGAUUAACAACCAAAAUGACAGGUCCUUUUUUGUUUGUUCAGUCUCUGAAAAUCCUCAGUGCUGCCUUCUACAAGACAUUGUUUGUCUAUACAUGUCCAAAUUUUUGGGAGACCUCAACCAUGGAAACUUGUGUUUGGUUUCUGUUUCAAGAGUUGGUAAUCUUCUGAGUGGAUUCAACAAAGACAAACAAACAAACAAACAAACAAACAAACAAAUACAAACAAAUACACAAACAAACAAACAAGCAAAAAACUAAACAAACAACCUAAAACAAAACAAAACUUCCCACCCAUCAAUUUUACACACGUUUGACUUAUUUAUGGAAUGAGAGCCACCACCAAUUCACUAUUUGAUUGUGUUGGUAUUAUCAUUCUUGCAGGUUGAAAAGCAGCUUCCUGAAAAACCCUCCGUUUUAAGCCCAGCAGAUAUUUACUCCCAGUUCACUCCCAAACAGGAGUUAAAAUCCAUUCUCAGAAGACCUUCUGUUGAAGAAAAGGAAAGCAAGAGCUCUUUAGAGAAUAAACCGGCCACUACACAGCAACUUCCAACCAACAGUCCCAACGAAAACAACGAAAAAGAGGAGUUUAACUCAGAAAAGGCAUUUACAGGGAACAUUGUUGAAAAACCAACUUCACAGAAGACUGAACAAGCUACUUCUCAGACAGCUGAAAUCUUUUGUUUUCCGCAGACAAGUGCAUCCCAACCCGGAAAGAAACUUUCAAGAUUCAAGGCCGCGAGACAGAAGCAACAAUAAAACAUUGUAUACUUGCAUUGCGUUCAUCCAGAAUUCAUUUGUUAUUCCUGAAUAUACGCUCAACUUCCCUGCACCAACCAGUUCAAAUUGACGAAGGGCAGACUCUUUACAACCCUUAUGUUGCCCCUCUCAUCUGAGCGUGCUAGUGAAAGGGGAAGAAAUGUUUUUUUCCUCAGCUAGCUUGAAUCGUGAGAAGACCGAAGUGGAAAGUGGGAAAGAUACCGUAAAAUUCCGAAAGCGAACGACCCUCGGAAAAUAGCGAUCCCCCGAAAUUGUGCCGCCGGAAGUAACAACGCCCCCGAAAGAAUCGAGCCCCAGGGGCUCUCCCGAAAGUAAGCAGGGUCGUCACGGUCACACUCCUUUUGCAAACUUAAAUAAGAUCGCGUGACGUUGCUAAAAUGUAAAUUUACUCUUGGGUAAGAACCCAGUAACUCCAACAUGUAAACGAUUGAAGAGGGUCAGGUACAAGUAGCUGCCUCUAGGUCCACAGCGCGCAACUACAUGGAGAGAUUACUGGAAAGCGUUUACAAAGAAACCAAGACCAAGAUGGAAAAUAAUCUUGCAUUGGCGAUCGACAUCUCAUUAAAGUAUGGAGAAGAUCUGUUAAAGCGAAAAGAGCGCGAUAAGGCGAUCGCCCUGUUUAAAGAGUGUCUUCACAUAUCUCAAAAUCUUGGACGGCCACAGCUGAUCCGCUCAUGUUUCGGUUUUUUAGGCGGAGCACACCUGACGUCACGUGAUUACCUAAAUGCAAUUGCCUGCUACGAGCGCGCAUUGAAGGUGACAGUAGAAAAUAACCUGGAGGAGUCGGGCGCACUUGUGCUGCUAAAGGCUUUGGCAGAUCUUUAUCGCGUGAUUGGAGAUUACGCUAAGGCUGAUACCUACAUGGCGAAUCACUCGGUGCUGGCCAAAAAGCUGGGGAGAGAGUUGACUGAAGCUGAGAGCAAACCGCGGUUAAACUAUAUAGGAAAUUCUGCGGAGGAUUGCAGGAAUUCCAUCGCUAAAGCUGAGCAAAUGCUAGAAACUGCCGAAAGAACACAGAAUAAGAAGCUAGAAGCCGAUGCUUACAACCUGAUGGGUUUCUAUUAUCGCUUGCUCCGAGACUUCCCCAAGUCCAUUACCUAUUCCCAGAAGUAUUUGGAGAUGUGUGACAAGGUGGGAGACUUGGACGGGAAAACAUGCGCUUAUGGCAACUUGGGCUCCUCCUACAGAAACCUCGGCGAAAUCAAGAAAGCCAUGGAGUACUUUGAGAGGGAACGUGAGAUCACUGAAAUAACUGGAGACAAACCUAAAGAAGGCCACGCCUUCAACAAUCUUGGAGCGUGUUACAUGGAUGUGGGAGAUCAUAAAAAAGCUGUGCUUUACUUCAAGCACGCGCUGAAUAUCGCUCUGGCGGCUGGCAUGAAGAAAGAGGCUGGAGGCUCUUAUUCAAACUUAAGCUGCGCAUACUUUAAGCUAGCAGAUCUGACGAAAGCUGUUAGUUACUCACAGAAGCACUUGAAGCUUGCCAAAGAAAUGGGAGACCGCCGUGCCCAGGCCACCGCAUACUCUGCACUCGGAAAUGCGUACCAUGCCCUGGGUGAUCUUGAUGCCGCGAGAUCCGCCUUCCAGCAGUGCUUUGACUUGGCCAAUGAAAUUGGAGACAGAACACUGUUGGCAGUUGUAGAGAUCAAUCUUGGACUUGUAUGCAAUUCUCAGAAAGACUACAAGGCUUCAUUGAUCUACCAUCAAUCAUCUCUUCGCCGUGCCAAAGAAACUGGGAAUAAGCUCACCGUUUGUAAGGCGCUCUCAAACAAGGGGCAAUGCCUAGUAAAGCUGCGCGAUUUCAACGGCGCAAUUGCCAGUUUCGAACACUGUAUCAAAGAGUGGGAAGACAUUAGGUCAAAUCUGGGCAACGAAGACAGUCUCAAAAUUUCAAUCGCAGAUCUUCACACGGCUGAUUACAAGCAUCUGGCCAUGACCCAGCUUCUUGCUGGAGGCCAAGUGGAAGCCGCUAUGUUGACGGCGGACCGUGGUCGCGCCAUGGCUCUUAAAGAUCUUCUGUAUCACAAGUUUUACGUCAAAGGGGAGUACGCAAAAAUCAAGCAACAGAGCACCGAGGCUAGGGGAGUCUCUAACUUCGUCAAUAAGUUGCGCGAGGACGCCACGUUAACUACACUGUUCUACUGCGUGAUUUACAGGAAAGUCUUCACGUGGGUUCUCAAUGGUUCGCACUUAAACGUCGUCGAAUGGCCUGAUAACGAAGAGGAUUACUGGGCGCUAAUGACGCUUGUGGAGACCGCACUGGCUGAAAUCAGGCAAGAAAACUUUGCACAAGAAGCAGCAGAAGAUAGAUCGUUGCUGGCCUCUGAGAUGGACAGUUUUGAAGACGUCUUUGAUAUCCAUGGAUCAAAAUCCUCCAUCCGGUCAGAGCACGUGACCAGUGCGGAAAAUGCUAGUGUCCAGUCUAUUCGAGAGGCUCUUCGGCGCGCUUCUUUGAAACCAGUUAACAAAGAGAAUCCGGCGUGCUCUUUGCGUAAGCUGUACGAUAUAUUGAUCAAGCCAGUGGAGCAUCAGAUUAAAGGAAACAAGCUGCUGAUAAUUCCUGAAACGUUCAUCUAUUCGCUGCCUUUCUCCGCUUUGGUGGACAACAACGGCGUGUUUCUCUCUCAAAAGUACAGCAUUCAGAUCUGUACCUCGCUAGAAACCUUGGCCAUCAUCUCUCAGCGUCCCAAGAAGGAGCCUGUGGGUGGUGCUCUCGUGAUUGGCAACCCCCUAAUUGGGCGUGUCUACAGAGGUGGUGAAGAAAUAAGCCCCUUUGAUCUCCCAGGAGCACAGAAGGAGGCAGAAAAGGUGGCUUCUUAUCUCCACACCACAGCCCUAACACAACGGCAGGCCACAAAGUCGCGUGUUGUUAACCAUCUCGUCAAAGCCAGCGUCAUCCAUAUCGCUGCCCAUGGGGACCCGGGUCGAGGAGAGAUCUUCCUUGCACCCAACCCUGACCUCACUCGGAUAAAUCGCCUUCCAACCGAGGAAGACUAUUUGCUGACAUGUGCAGACAUCGCCGGACUGCGCCUGCGAGCUAGUCUAGUUGUGCUCAGCUGUUGUCAAAGCGCGCAAGGAGAUAUCCGCGCCGAAGGAGUCGUUGGUAUUGCUCGCUCGUUUCUGGGGGCUGGAGCGAGAGCAGUGGUUGUGACGUUAUGGGCUAUUGAUGACGACUCUACUCUGUCUUUCAUGGAGUUCUUUUACAAUUAUUUGUACCAGAACUUGUCAGUGUGUGAGGCGUUACAACAAAGUAUGAUCCUUAUGCGGGGUAACAAAGAGUUGAAGAGUAUCUCUAAGUGGGCGCCAUUUUACGUCAUUGGGGAAGAUAUCAAGUUCACAGAUGAAGAUAUAAAGCGAAUUAGAGAGAAGGCGUUUAACUUUUGAAGCGACAAUAAUAAGAACAGAUCGUCGUUGCAUUGUCUUACUUUGAAUGUUUGUGAACAUUUUAGAAGUCGAAUCACAAUUAAUUUGACAUCAGAAAUUCUCCUAGCUCGAAUAAACCUAAGCACGAUGCGCGCACCACUUCCGGCCGCUGUUGUUUUCGAGGCUAACGGAAGUGGGGCGAAAAACGACGGCUGUUCAAUUAGGCUCUGAAAUCCAACCUACUUCAUUAUCUGCUACUUUAAAUUAAACAAAAGGGACAAAAAGAUUCAAACAACCAUACACAGUGUAAUUUGUUUAAUUCACUUUAUAAUAUUUUACACAAGCCUGUCCCUCAUCAGGUAAAUGCAAUAUAGAUGCACGGUCCAACAUUUCAUUCACGUAAAGUUCCGUA